AUGGAAAGAAGAAGAAAUGGUUUGAUCAAAGUUGACUAUGUUGAAAUUAAGCUUUCAAUUUUCUUCACUUUCUUCCCAUCGCCUUCAUCUUCUUCCAAGGAAUUUCUGAGUGGUUUUUUGACUGCAGGCUUAGUGUGUCAAUUAACUACAAAAUCAAUGGAUAAAGAUGGUAGGGGUGAAGAGAAUGUUGGUUUAAGAAAAGGGGUGGAAUUGGUAAGAGACGUUUCUGCUAAGCAUUUUGAUCUUUUAAGACCCUUUGCUCGGAGUAAUUCAAGAGGACAAGCAGUGGAUGCAAUGGCUCAUGGAAAGGGAAAGUAUGGCUUAAUUAGAGAUCCAGAGGACUUCCAGACAGGAAUUUAUGAUAAGCCCCUCCCAUGUUUUGGAUGCGGAAUUGGAUGGUUCUCAUUUCUUUUUGGAUUUCUUUGCCCUCCUAUGUGGUUCUAUGCAACAAUUCUUUAUUUUGGCAAUUAUUAUCGGAAGGACCCUAGAGAACGGGCCGGGCUAGGAGCCUCUGCAAUUGCUGCAUUGGUGUGCACUGUAGGGGUGCUGAUAAUUGCGGCAAUCCUUCUGUUAAAAAAAUCGCCGUCUCUCUAUUUAUAA
Vicia faba (fava bean) is the source of this 600-nucleotide messenger RNA. The record is from the annotation of a GenBank genome assembly. NCBI's taxonomy places the organism in Eukaryota, Viridiplantae, Streptophyta, Magnoliopsida, Fabales, Fabaceae.